CGUGUCCCUAGCUAGCUAGAUACACUUAUGUAUUUUUUUUCAUUUAGGUACACGAUAGGUCAAGCAAACAACUGGAUAAUGUUGUCUCGUCUUCAGUCACAUCGUCACAAGUGGAUUUCUGUGCCAAGGUGGUUGUCACUGCCAGUGAACUUCCUGUCGUCAAUUCCCGUCUCAAGAAUUCGCCAAGAUUACACGCACAUUGUCACAUCUUUAGAUAGUAUAGGUUGGUCCCUCUGUCCUCGUUAUAUGAUGAUUAAUGCAGAGGAACAACCAAAUCAACAGCGGGCUGACCUGUCCAACAAGAAGAGUCAGUCAGUGGGUGGAAGAUGGAAACAAACUUACUCUUGUUCAUCCUCUCAGAAUCCCAGCAAUUUGCCCACCACAGCCUAUGUCCAACACAGGCUGCAGGGUUGUGGGCGAGGCUGGCUACAUACUCAAGCCACUCGCGAUACUCCUGCCAACACGCUGACGAGAUGCAAAAUGACCCCCUCAAGCUCAUCAUCGAGGGAUAUCAAGUCUGAUUUGUUCGACUUCCUGGUCUCCGACUAUCUCCUGCUGGGUGCUGAAGCAGCAGGUCCAGUUAUAGCGGCUCGUGCAACCUCGGCCCGUAAAUAGAAAUCCAAGAUGUGACUUUGGAUAGCAGGUGUGUGGAAGACGAACCUUUACAUCUGAACCUGCAUGACGAGUCACCCACGGGAGACGUGGGAUUACAGGUCUUCGUAUAACGUACGACAGACAGGAUCUGUACCAUAUAUCUAAGAUGUGACAAAAGAUAACAGGCCCUUUAACAACGGACGAUUAUAUGCGGACCCCACCACGAAGUGCCAAUGGGGAAAACGACCUCUACAAGAGUGCCAUCUCCCGUACAAGAUCCGAGUGAAGCGAUCGUCCUUUCAAGGACCUAAAACAAGUGCCAUAAUGUGACUUUGGCGCUAGGUUCCCGCAGUACGGACGUUGCACUCUGACCUUUACGAGAGGAUCUCAGACAACAGUUGAAGAGGUCACCCGAAACACCCAAGGCACGCGUCUGGUCCUGGUAUAUCGGACGGUCAUUCUUGAUACCAUACAAGCAUCAGUAAUACCCCCAGCAAGAAGGAUAGCCCGUUUUUUUUUUUUUACCCCAAAAAAAUAUCAGGGCUGAAGCAAAGGGUAUUCUCUGACACCAAGUAUCAGUAUCCUCUCAGAAUGAUUCACAUGUUAAUUCGAAGUGAUAAAAAUCACCCUAGGAAUGUAAUUGACAUAAUGUGGAUUUUGUAUUAAACUGGCAUUUACAUUUACAAGUAAAUCACACGAAAGUAUUUAACUGUAUUGUAAGUAACUACAGGUAAUGAAUUAGUCUGAAGAAUAUCCAAACCAAUAAAUCAAAA
Molecule: messenger RNA, 1367 nt
Organism: Cherax quadricarinatus
Lineage: Eukaryota; Metazoa; Arthropoda; Malacostraca; Decapoda; Parastacidae
Source: RefSeq, a predicted model, not a curated record